AUGGAGGACAGCUGUGUCUUACACUUGUUACCAUAAUCGUUACUUCCUGUUGGAAAUGAAUUCUCCAGAUAAAAUGAAUUAAGUGACUCAUUAAGCAGUUAAGGAACUAAUAAUUAGGGGGAGAUGUCCUUCACUUAAAACGUAAGAAGUCUACCUACCUUAAAUAGGAAGGAAGUAAGAAGUCUUAAAGUACCAAAAAGAAAAUCAGCAAAGACCAACCUCAAAAUAUGAAAAAAAAUCAAGGCCAUUGGUCUACUCAAGAACAUCAAGUUUACGUUGAGUUCCUCAAACAACAUCAUAAUACAACCAUGCAAAAUCAACAAAACAGAAAAAAUAAUAAAAUCUUCAAACUCAUGUCAAUGACAAUUGGGACAAGGUCGCCUUCUCAAUGCAGGUAUAAAAUAUUAAUAUAAAAGAUCUCAUCAUCAAAAAUUUAAUCCGUUUACAUUAGCUGGGUAAAAGAGAAACAAGAAAAACAAGAGGAGAAUCAGUAAAUUUUCAUCAUAAUAAUUUUAGACACUGAAAACAUAGCAUUUGCUAGCCAAGUUUAAUAGUAUUACACACCAGAAAUCAAGUCUCAAUUAAGUAACUAAUUAUUAUGAUCCACAGAUCCCUGUCACUUUGAGUACUUGUCCAAUUAUGAAGACUCCCGUCCUUAGUUAUAGAACUUUUGUUGUAACUCUAAUGAUGAGAGCGAUUGGUGUUAUAGAUAAAAUUGUAACCAAUAUUUGGAGGGGCUUCUUGAAUGA
This is a messenger RNA of Paramecium octaurelia, 749 nucleotides long. The record is from the annotation of a GenBank genome assembly. NCBI's taxonomy places the organism in Eukaryota, Ciliophora, Oligohymenophorea, Peniculida, Parameciidae.